GGAAGCGCGUUCCUAGUUGUCCAGGCAACACCUCCCUCCCUCUUUGUGUCUCGUCUCCCCCCCCCAUCCGCCCCCCCUUCGCCGAGAACUGGGCCCGUGGUUGCCCACCGCCUGAGAUCUGCAAGCUGCAUGCCCACGAGUGCCCACUUAGACUUCGGCAUUCAGAGAUAGCAGCAAUGACAUCAAAAUGGAGAGCUACUGCAUCUUGGUAUUCUCACCCAGUAUAUGCAAGAUACUGGCACCAUUAUCAUCAUGCAAUGUUUUGGAUGCGAAGCCACCAGAAUGCCUACAGAAAGUCCAGGGAUUCCCAUUUUACAUCCCCGUGGUUGUCCCCUCAUGGAGUUCUUCCAUGGAACUCUCUUGCUUAUGAGGCUAGGCCUCCUUGGAAUUUUCAAGGCCAGUACAUGGCCUGGCAGGAGCCUCCCUACAGUGCUUCACAUCUCAAAAGCUCUGGGCUGCCUCUGUGUGAUAGCAGUAGAACCCAGGCAUCCACAAGAGAAGAUGAAGCCCCACAUGAAGACGAGGAGAUGGAGUCAGAUUCAGAUAAUGAAGUAGAAUGCGACUUGAGCAAUAUGGAAAUCACCGAGGAGCUUCGCCAGUACUUUGCAGAGACCGAGAGGCACAGAGAGGAGCGGCGGCGACAACAGCAAUUAGAUGCAGAGCGCCUGGAAGACUAUGUGAAUGCUGACCACGGCCUGUACUACAGCCAUCACCGGUCAGCAGAGCCCCCAUCUGAGAAGCCUGGGGAGCGGCGCCAAGCGGAGAUGAAGCGCCUGUAUGGGGACAGUGCCCCCAAGAUCCUGGCCAUGGAGGCUGCUGUGCAGCUGAGCUUUGACAAAUACUGUGACAAAAAGCAGCCAAAAUAUUGGCCUGUCAUUCCCCUGAAGUUCUGAGUCCUGGGCACAGGGACUCUAGGGAAUGCCUCCAGAACCCUCUUACUUUUGGAUGUGUUCUCUUCAUCUCUCCUGGGCAUUUUUCAGAGAAAGAGGCCUAUAUACCAACACAGUGGAUACAAUCUGUCAGUCACUUAGAUUCUGUCAGUGGGAGGUGUACUAUUGCCAACACAAAGAAUGCCAUAAAGCAAUAAUCAUGUAUAUUGUACUGGCUCUUGAUUUGUUCUCCAAUAGUUCAUUCUUGCCUAGAGAUACCGUCUAAUGGUUUGCAUUUGUAAUUUCCUUCUUUAAACCUUCCUGGAUGUCACAAAA
Messenger RNA from Onychomys torridus (southern grasshopper mouse), 1205 nucleotides. RefSeq names its product gem nuclear organelle associated protein 8 (gene Gemin8). Gene Ontology annotation, biological process: spliceosomal snRNP assembly. Bases 177 to 893 code for a protein of 238 amino acids. Gene Ontology annotation, cellular component: SMN complex. The record is from RefSeq and is a predicted model, not a curated record. NCBI's taxonomy places the organism in Eukaryota, Metazoa, Chordata, Mammalia, Rodentia, Cricetidae. The transcript has 4 exons.